AUGACUUCAACUAUGUCAACUGUCAUCGAGAUGGAGACCGCGACGACUGUGCCCGCCCGCCUGGAAGAUUACGUGGGGUUUUACGGCGACCCAUUCGUGACCCUGAGAGACUUUGAAGACGAUGAGGUGAAACCCCUUGCUGUCAGUAAAGGAAGAACAGUUCAGAAUCCUGCCGGUGAAACCGACACCGAGACAAACACAGUCCAGGACGAUGAGGACCAGUGGGCCAGAUACAACCCACCGGCCGCCCUCAAAACGGCGCCAAACCUCACUAAUAUGGUUGCCCUCGAAAUCCUGCAGACUUCCAUUGAGAAUGUACAGGCAAGAGUCGCCGAGGACAAUCAGCGAAAGCAGCUCGAGGACGAUGCCAGGCAGCGGGAAGCUGAAGCAAACGCAAACAACGAGGCAGACGGCGCGGCAAAGGAGCCGUAUCUGCCCAUCAUCAUAAUCCCCGACGGAAGCGAGCCAUCCGCAGCCGACAAGACAGAGAGUGUCGAGAACCUCAAGCUGUUUCCGGAACUGAUGGGAGCGAGUGAGGGCAGUUCACCUCAGGGACUCAUCGUCCUACCAUUCCAGCCCAAGAAAAAGAGUCGCUUCGUCCUGACAAGAAUCCUACAAAAGAUUAGUGAAAAGGACUCGACGAAGAAAUAUUCCCGUUUCGGCGGCAACCCAAGCAAAACGAGCCUUGACGCAGUGUCUGAUGAUGCUGUCACGAAGAAGGAAAAAAAACCUCUCGUUACUGUCGGGUGUGUAUCAUGCCUCGACGACUUCAGUCCCAAGGAAGUGAUCAAAGUCACAUGUCACAGCUACUGUCGCGACUGCUUCGAGCGUCUCAUUGCCUCUGCCGUUCAGAACGAACAGCAGUGGCCGCCCAAGUGCUGCCUCAACCACAUCCCCAUCCGUACCGUCCUACGCAACGUCCCCGCAGACCUGGCCAAGACCUGCAAAGACCGCGCUGUCGAGUGGAAGAUCCCCGUCAGCGAUCGAAUCUACUGCGGCAACCUGGACUGCGGCCUCUGGGUGCGGCCAGAACAUGUCAACCAGGGCCUGCGCGUCGCCCGGUGCCGGGACGGCCAUCUCAGCUGCACCAUCUGCCGCGGCCCGCACCACGAGAACGCAGACUGCCCUCAAGACCGCGACCUGGCUCUGACGAACGCCCUCGCCGAGGAAGAAGGGUGGCAGCACUGCGGCAAGUGCCAGGCGCUGGUCGAGCACCGCGAGGCGUGUCAGCACAUGACGUGCCGGUGCGGCCACCAGUUCUGCUACGUCUGCGGCCUGCGCUGGAAGACGUGCGCAUGUACCAUGCAGCAGCUUCACGACAUCAAGGCCGGGGCCGCGGCGAGGAGGGCAGAAAGAAUGCGGAGGGUGGCUGAGGAGGAGGAGGAGCUCCGCGAUGCGUUGCGGCAGAUUGAGGAGUUUGAGCGGGAGGAGGCGCUCAAGGCUGAGCUGCUGAGGCUCGAAAUGGAGAGGGUGGAGGAGGAGCAGCGCAGAUUGGAGGAGGAAGAGCGCGUUCGUCUCGAGAGCCUGCGACGUUACGAGAUCGAGGUCAGGUAUCAGGAAUUGCGGGAGCUACUUGACCAAAUCCACGACUUGCAAGACUUCCUAGUCCGAUACCAGCACGACAAGGAGAAGGAACUCACGUCCGAGGAGGCGAAGACGUCAACGGUGGAGCUCGAGUCGAAGCAGCAGGCGGAGCAGCUCGCGCUCGUUGAGAAGGCUGCGGACAAGCUAGCCGUCAAGGUGAAGAGCCUCACGACGGAAUACGGGGCCCGCGUCCUGGAGGAGCAGAAGACUGAGGACGCGUACCUGCGGCAGCUGCAGAGCUUCUUCGCUGACCGGCCCUCGAGCGAAGAACGCGUUGAGAAACUCAUGCGGGACUUCCGCAGGGAGAUGGAUAAAGGGUGGCGGGCCUGGGAGCGGUGGAGGGCCGAGGAGGUGGCCCGGUACAAAGUCAAGGUGGAAGAGGAGCGGACGAUCCGGGAGGAAAUAAUGUACAGCGUCCGGAAACGACACGAGGAGAACCUCGAGAGAGUGCAGGCUGAGCUCGGCAGGAGGCAGGCUGCCGAGUUGAAGUGGGUGACACUGGUCGUUGCUGAGAGGACUCGGAUGCUGGACCAAAUGGAGAGCGCGGAGCUGGAGGAUGGUGCGGAGAUCAACGUAGCUCUGAUCGAGGUGAGGGACGAGGCAGGGCCUAGUUGA
Colletotrichum orchidophilum is the source of this 2199-nucleotide messenger RNA. Its product is annotated as IBR domain-containing protein. Gene Ontology annotation, biological process: positive regulation of proteasomal ubiquitin-dependent protein catabolic process; protein polyubiquitination; ubiquitin-dependent protein catabolic process. The transcript has 2 exons. Bases 1 to 2199 code for a protein of 732 amino acids. The record is from RefSeq and is a predicted model, not a curated record. Gene Ontology annotation, molecular function: ubiquitin protein ligase activity; zinc ion binding; ubiquitin conjugating enzyme binding. NCBI's taxonomy places the organism in Eukaryota, Fungi, Ascomycota, Sordariomycetes, Glomerellales, Glomerellaceae. Gene Ontology annotation, cellular component: cytoplasm; ubiquitin ligase complex.